GGAGAAGACGAGGAGGCAGCCGGCGAGCGUACAGCCUGUUGCUAAGCCUUGAAGGAAGCUCCGUGCUCGGGCUGCGCUCAGUCAAAGUCUUUGCGGCCUACUAUCUCGGUGAAGAAGAUGGACCGUGUCCUGUGCCCAGGGGAACAUGGUGAAGAGAAUGGCUCGGUAAUGGAACACAAGGCACUUCCUUGGCAGAUCUUCCCGGUCCUUUCAGAUCAGCAGUCUCAGGGAGUUGAACUGGUCUUGGCAUACGCAGUACCUAUCCUGGACAAGAAAAAGACUUCUCGCUUGGUGAAGGAAAUUUCAGCUGUGUACCCCCUGGAGGGCCAGCAGCAUCUCAGAAGGGUCCGGGCAUGCACGGAUAAGGCCAGUCCUCACCCACUGGAGAUGUUGAUUCGUUUAGCAAAGCCUGGGGAAGAGAAGGCAGAAGGCCUGCACACGCUUUCAGAGCUCCUAGCCGAUAAACCAGUUGACUGCGGUGGCCUAGGAGAACCGUUCCUUGUUCAUGUGCCUGCCCACCCCCCUUUGACUAGGGUGCAGUUUGAGGAAGCCAAGUCCCAUUGGCCUACGGCCUUUCAUGAAGACAAAUAUGUCGCCAGUGCCCUCACAGGGCACCUCUUCUCAAGGGAAGACAAGGUGAAGAUGCAAACUUACAUGAAACAAGCCGUCUGGGCAGCCCAGCAAGGAGCAGAGAAGGGGAUGAAGGCUAUUGGAGCUGUGGUUGUUGAUCCAGCCACAGAAACCGUUCUUGCUGUAGGCCAUGACUGCAGAAGUGCCUCAAAUCCCUUGCUGCAUGCCACAAUGGUCUGCAUAGACCUUGUUGCUCAAGGGCAGGGGAGGGGCACGUAUAAUUUUAAAUCUUACCCUGCUUGCACCUUCUCUCCAUUGGGGAACAGAGACCCAUCAGUCUCAAAAGCUAUCCGAGCUGGGACAGUGCGAAAAUCUGAAUCCAGAGAUGAUGGGCUGCCCUAUAUCUGUACUGGCUAUGAGCUUUAUGUCACAAGGGAGCCGUGUGUAAUGUGUGCCAUGGCUCUGGUACAUUCCCGGAUUCAAAGGGUCUUCUAUGGGAUAGCAUCACCCGACGGGGCCCUGGGCACCAAAUAUAAGAUUCACACCAGACAGGAUCUCAAUCAUCGUUUCGAGGUGUUCAGAGGCAUCUUGGAGGACCAGUGUUGUUCCUUAAUCAAAGCUAGCUAGGCAGACAGCCAGUCGCGCAAAUGGCUUUCACUUUUCUUUCCCAGUUCCUUCUCUUUUCAUCACAGUGCAGCCCAUAUCCUAUCCCCCUGUCUCCCACGUAGCCAGGAGACUUCUCUUCACCAGUGCUAGCUAUCCUUAGGUAGGGAGAAUUGCCACGUAGUCAGUUCUCUUGCUGCCUCUUUUUUAUGAUCUAGCUGUUUGUCGCUAAAGACAAAAAUUCAAGGGACAGCUAGGUGGCGCAAUGGAUAAAACACCAGCCCUGGAUUCAGGAGGACCUGAGUUCAAAUGUGACCUCAGAUACUUGACGCUUAACUAGCUGUGCAACCCUGGAAAAGUCACUUAACUCUCAUUGCCCCGCCCCCUCCCCCCCCAAAAUUCAGUAAGGAUUCAGAACAUCACUUCUCCUGUUACAUUUAUAAAUUUGUUUUGAUACUUACUGGCUAAUCACCUGGCUAAAAUGAUUUGGUGCAUGCCCUUCUUAUGAUCAUGCAAAUUAAGUCCAUGCCUAUCCAGAUGGAACUUAUACUGCAUAGCAUUUCAAACUGGGGGCCCUUGUUGGUAUGUGACUAGGAUGUGGGGCCUCUAGCAGCAUUAUGAGGUGGGAGAACCAUUCCUUUGUUUUUAAAGCUUGAAAAUCUUGGAUGUUACGUUUUAGGAUAACUGUGAUUGUCUUUUUUAUUAAAUUAUGGAAAACAAAUCUUGAAAUACCAAAAUAAAAAUAGGAGAAAUCAAUUUGGAUCAUUGCUAGAACUUAUUAGCAGUGUGAACGUGGACAGGGUGUGUCAUUUCUGUGACAUUGAGUUUUCUCAUCUGUGAAAUGGGGAUAACACUAUUUUUACUACCUACCUCACAGGGUUGUUGUGGGGAAAACACUUUGCAGACCUUCAAGGGCCAUGCAAAUGUGGGUGGGUUAUUAGCAUUGUUAGCACUGAGGCCUAGGCACCACACAGCCAUGCCUGUGUUGAUCAGCUUCUGCAGUGUCUGUGAUGGGCUGAGAAUCUUCAGUGCCCAUUUGGGGACCUCCAGAGAGCGGUGAGUUAGGCUGAGCAGCGUUUCACACUGGGCACCCUUGGUGGAGCAUGACUUGGGAAAAUACUUCACCAGCAGCAUGAUGAAUGAGGUGGGAGAACCAUUCCUAUGUCUUUUAAAAAUCUCUAAAGCCCGGGUUGUGACUCUCGCAAUGGAGGAGGUGACUGCUCUAACAGAACACUGGACACUGGAUUUGGAGUGAGAGGACCUGGUGCCAAACACAUGGUCAUGUGACAGUGAUCAAGGCACUUCCUCUCCUGGGGCCUCAGUUUCCUCAUCUACGAAGAUGAAGGGGUUGGAUUAGUUGUAAGAUCCCUUCUGGCUUCAAAUCAUGCUGGGCCAGUAUUGCAAAAACUGGCUGAUUCAGGGACUAGAUUGCACAUGCAUAGAAGGGAAAAGAUUGCUGCAGAACCCAGGAGCUUA
Dromiciops gliroides (monito del monte) is the source of this 2649-nucleotide messenger RNA. RefSeq names its product adenosine deaminase tRNA specific 3 (gene ADAT3). Gene Ontology annotation, cellular component: cytoplasm; nucleus. The coding region runs from base 118 to 1197 and encodes 359 amino acids. The record is from RefSeq and is a predicted model, not a curated record. Gene Ontology annotation, molecular function: tRNA-specific adenosine-34 deaminase activity. Lineage: Eukaryota; Metazoa; Chordata; Mammalia; Microbiotheria; Microbiotheriidae. The transcript is spliced from 2 exons.